Molecule: messenger RNA, 3956 nt
Organism: Candoia aspera
Lineage: Eukaryota; Metazoa; Chordata; Lepidosauria; Squamata; Candoiidae
Gene: NCDN
Product: neurochondrin
Exons: 8
Coding region: 1022-3568 (848 amino acids)
Biological process (GO): neuron projection development; regulation of neuronal synaptic plasticity
Cellular component (GO): dendrite
Source: RefSeq, a predicted model, not a curated record
UUCCCCGUAUCUUUGUGUGAACUAACAAGGGGCUUGUAUGAGACAUUUACUCAAGUUAAAUUCUUGUCCUGGGCUCAGGCCCCUUUUAUCUGACCGUUGCCUUGGUAGCAGUUCUUCCUCCUGUCCCUCGAGGCCAUUCCCACUGUCCUCUACACUCCCCCAGCAGCUUCAUCUAGAUGUUGAACAUGGGAAAGAGGACUGAGCCUUGUGGAACCCCACACAGGAAUAACCAUACAUGCAACCACUUUUCACACACACACACACACACACACACACACACACACACACACACUGAUUAGAACUGCCCACUUAGGAAGGAGAAGAACCGCUGUAAAUCACUGCUCCUAAGCCCAGAUCCUUCUAGACAGUCCAGAAUGGUCUGGUGGUCUAACACAGUGUUUCUCAACCGUGGCAGCUUGAAGACGUGUGGACUUCAACUCCUAGAAUUCAAGGAGCAAGCUGGGUGGGGAAUUCUGGGAGUUGAAGUUCACACAUCUUCAAGUUGCCAUCGUUGAGAAACUGGUCUAACAAGACCAUCUAGGUCCCAACAAAGAUCAUUUACCAGCGUGCCAUUUCUGUCUCAUGCCAAGUCUGAAUCCAUAUUGCAGGAAGUCAAGAAAGUCCAUUUCCUCUAGGGUCCUGUACAACUGGACUCCAUUACCUUCCCAACCUUCUCUAGUUUUCCUGAAUCCAGCCAUCCAGCUUCAUGAACAGGCCAACUGGGUCAUGGAUCAGACUUACCUGUGGCAGGACUUAGGCUGCCACAGUCCCACUCCACAUCCUUCUGCACAAGCUCCAGAGAAUCCCUUGCCAGAAUCGUUUGCCAAGAUUCUUUCCAAGAGGAGUCCAGCUGAGAAGAAGACAAGUAAUUUUAUCUGCGAAGAGCUGGCAAAUAUAUCACAGCAGCCUCCCCAAACAGAGGCUGAACAGAAUCACUGGAUGCUACUCUGCAGAUGCAGGAAGGGCAGAGAAGUAAAAUUUUGCCACUUUAUGGUGAACUCCCAAGGGUGAAUAGGCACUCAUGAGCUGUCCAAUUUACUCUGUUUUUGUCCACCCUCCCUCUAGGCAUCUUUUCAAUUGCUGCAUCUGCUGCAGCUCCUCAGUAAACCAAGGAGUUUGCUGGGAUCUGCAAGGAGGGGCCACUUGGGGGGCAAUCUUACCUACUGCCAUUGCCAUCUCCGUAUUCCAGAGGUCGGUGAGGUAUAUAGAGCUGCCUGCCAGACUGCUGGGAAAGUCCUGUGCCCAGAGGGCCAGUAGGCACUGGGAUGGGCACCUUAACUGGGCCACCACACCUGCAGAGCUCAGAGCAGCUCACAUCAAUAAGAGAGAGGCCCUCUGCCACCAGACCUGCAAGCGAAAGUCUAAAAGGAAGAACAAUUCUUCAAGGCCAGGAUACAGUGUCAACGUUGGCAUCAUGGCCUCAAACUCAGGAAUUGUUGUGGACGAUGGUGAGAGCAGCAAGAAUUGUACCCUGGAGAGAUGCCUGAAUGUAUUUCGAGAUGCAAGCAAUGAUAGCGAACAGUUUGCAGCUCUGCUUCUGGUGACCAAAGCAAUAAAAGCAGGGGAAAUCAAUUCCAAGGCCCGUCGGAGGAUUUUUGAUGCCGUUGGCUUCACUUUCCCAAACCGGCUUCUGACUUCCAAGGAGCCCCCUGAGGGCUGCCCCCAGCACACGUUCCAAGCCCUGGGUCUCACUUUGCUGGCCUGUUUCUGCACCGAUCCAGAUUUAGCCCGGCACCCACAGAUCCUCAACAAAAUUCCUGUUUUCGGUGACGUGAUUUCAGCCAGCAAGACCAGAGAUGCUUCUUACAGUGCCAUGAUUGAUGAUGCCUACCAAUGCCUCAGAGCUAUCUUGGCUACCCCCAAGGGUCCCAGGGAGUUGAUCAACAGGGGUGCGCUCUCUGCCCUCUGUCUGGCCUACGUGAACCACAGCUAUGGCUACGAUCAGGCCCUUCAGCUGCUGGUGGGGCUUCUGACAUCAGCGGAAUCGAAGUGUUGGCAGAGGGCUACUACCGACCUCAUGAGCGUGCUUAACGUCCUCAGUGCGGAGUUCCAGAAGGCUGAAGACAUGGCCAAAUUCCAGCUGUGUGAAGUGCUGGCCCGCUUUGUGCCUCCCCUUCUCCCCCCUGGCUCUGAAUGUCUCCUGCCCCUCUACCGAGGCCUGUCCAGCAUCUUAACAAGCAAGCUGAGCGCUUCCCAGCUAGACCCUGCCUUGAAGUUGGCCGCCUGCCUCUCCCAAGCCUGCAGUUCAGCAUGGAUCCCAGCUGGCAGUGCCAGCGGCAAAUUUUUUGCCCUCUUGAUCAACUUGGCCUGUGUGGAAGUCCGCCUGACCUUGGAGGAGCUGGACCUGACAGAAGUGGAUAAGAAACGGGAACUGAUGGCUGCCUGCUACGUCCUGAUGGAGCUUGCAAUAGUGGAAUGUACUCGAGAGAAAGGCUCUCUCCUUCAAGAGACGCAGAAAGUGCAGCUUGUGGGGAUCCUGGAAGAGGCUCUGGGGGCUGUCAUACAUUACCUGAGACAGGUUGGGCAGAAGAAGCUGGAGGAUCCUUUCAUCUUCGCCUCUGUUCGAAUCCUGGGGGCCUGGCUGGCUGAGGAGACCUCUUUCCUCAAGCAGGAGAUCUGCGACCUCCUCCCCUUCCUCAUGUAUUACGCCAAGGUCCAGUUCGAAGAGGAGAGGAGAAGCAGGCGAAGUGCUUCGCAAUCUGAAAAGGAGCAGGCUGGACAAGGCACCAUCCCAGAGCCCCUUUGGCGGGGAGAUGCUCUGAGGUUCCUGUUACCUGGUUUAAGCCAUUUGACCGCAGAAGAUCGCCCCCGUGAGAUCCUAAUUUCUGAGGGGGCGCCUGUUCUCUUGUGCCAGUAUUUCCUGAACCGCUGGGAAACCUUUGUUUCAAACACCGAAUCCCUGUCUGCUUCAAAAGCUAUUGAAGCCAGUCUUCAAACAUCCUGUGAAAUUUUCCUGAAUUUCGUUGUCACUGCUCCGGAUUUAAUCAGCCGAGAAGAUUGUUUUUCAGCCUUGAUGGACACGGUGCUGAAAUCUCUUCCUUCUUUGCUGCCACAGAGGGAACAUCUCAGCUUGAGCGCCAACCUGGCAACACUGGGGCUAAUGAUGGCCCGGAAACUGUUCGCUUAUCCAGGUCUCCAGGGGACUCCCGAGGCGGAGAGUUUCUUCGGUGCCGCCAUCCGUUUCCUUGCCGAAGCCUACGUGGCCCAAGCCAACGCCGAAGGGGGGAUUGUGACCCUGGGCGUUUCCCCGGCCUACAAGGCUGCCUGGCCAGCCAUCCGCGAGUUGUGGUUUUUGGGCAUGCAGGCCUUCGCUAGCUGCGUGCCCCUCUUCCUGUGGCUCCCCCAGGAUGUCCUGCGUUCCGGCUGGCUCCAGGACCUCCUGGCCUUGCUGGGCCGCGUGGUGCCAUCUUCGGUGGACAUGGAAGUGGUGAGAGCUUUCCAGGGCAUCUUGGUGGAGCUGGCCAGAGCCAGCCAGCCAUGCUUGGAGAGGAUCCAGCAACACCGGGGUUUGGAGCUGGCCAGUCUGUAUGGCAUGGCUGCUCUAGAACAGUGUCUCUCCGAGCAGUGAGCGUGCUCGGGAACAGGUGGUGGGAGAAGGAUGCGUUCUCCUGAAAGUCGCGGCUUCCCUCUGCGUCGUGCAGGGGGCGGCUCUGUCGUAGGGGAGAUAGUGUAUGUCCGGCCUCUCUUCUUCCCAGGUAGCUUGCACAAAGUUAUACAACAUGAUAGGGGUUGGUUUAUUCCUUUGUCAUUCUUUAUAUUUAUUUAUUUAUUUAUUUAUUUGGGAGGUUUUUCUGCCAUCUUUCAGGGUGGCAAAAGACACCCCAGGCAGCUCGCAGAAAUAAUGAACACACACACACAGAAUGGCAAGCUUUUGAAAAUUUAAAGAGCAGUAUAAAGCGACUCAAAUCCAUAAUAGGGAUGGUGGUGGUGGUGGUGAUGAUGAUGAUGAUGAUGAU